AUGAUGAAGGGGAUGUCAUCACUUGGAAAGUGUCACAAUAAGUCGCACACGUUGUGCCACUGCUAUGGCUGUAAGGCCUGCCGCCUUCAGAAUCCAGCUGGUGGCAAAUGUGGCUAUCAGUCCAAGUGGAAGAGAACGUAUCACUGGAGUGCCAAGACUACAAGAGGAUAUACCACUGGGAACAUCCAAAUGAAUCAUCUACAAAUAGUGUACUGCAGAUUCCAGCAUGGAUUCUGUGACGUAACAACACCGAGCCCCAGGAGGGCCACUGGUACAGCAUCCAGUUCAUCCUAA
Molecule: messenger RNA, 294 nt
Organism: Mustela erminea (ermine)
Lineage: Eukaryota; Metazoa; Chordata; Mammalia; Carnivora; Mustelidae
Product: 60S ribosomal protein L37-like
Exons: 1
Coding region: 1-294 (97 amino acids)
Biological process (GO): translation
Cellular component (GO): ribosome; cytosolic large ribosomal subunit
Molecular function (GO): RNA binding; structural constituent of ribosome
Source: RefSeq, a predicted model, not a curated record